AUGGUGCCACCUCCCCCAGGCAUACACCCUCUGCCAAUGUCUCGACCACAGGUGGGCAUCGAGAGGUUGCCUGCCCGCCGCAUGAGCAAUGAGCCACGGGAAUCUAUGAACUGCAAGUCAUGUCGCAAGCGAAAGAUCAAGUGCAAUCGGUUACGACCAUCGUGUGAGGCUUGCCAGGUCUUCCAGUGUCCCUGUAUCUAUGAUGCUGUGCCGAAGAAGCGGGGUCCCAAGACAGAUGUCUUGGAAGCUCUGCUGAAGAGGGUCGACGGGCUCGAGGCCAAACUGAAAGAGAAGAAGGGUCAGCCUGCAACGCCAACCUCUGAGAGUGCUCCUCCCGAGCAGGUGCGCCAGAUCAAUUUAUCCCCACCCGAGCUGAGAAGGAGGAGGACGAGGGGGAGGAUGCGGAUCAUUAUUCUACUUCCUAAUGGACAAAUGACUAACCAGGACUCCAGUGCCCAUUCACCAGCCGGGGUGGUGCAGCCCGAUGUUCUUCUGGAUACGUACUUCUCCAGAUUUCACGCCAAGCCCUUCUACAUACUCGAUGAGUCCUCUGUCCGGCAACGGCUUCAGCUCAACCAGCUGCCUAAUUAUCUUGUUCAUGCCAUCUACGCUGUAGCAGCGAGGUAUACGCCGCAUCCAAAUGGAUACCAAGCAGCGGUGAGGCUGAGUGAAGAACAUGCUACUCGUGCGAGGCUUGAGAUAGAUCUCGAUGAGCCGUCUAUUGAUGCAUUACAAGCUUGUCUGCUGCUGGUCGUUGCUUUCACCGCGGCAGGAAAGGGAAAGAAGGCAUACAUGCUUCUGACUGCUGCUGUCGGGAUGACCAUGGCGCAGGAGCUGCACCGAGAGAUGGACCCACGUGCCACGGUGACGCCCAUUGAGCGCGAGACGCGAAGGAGACUGUUCUGGACGUGCUAUCUGCUCGAUCGAUUCAUCUCGUGCGGAUCCAAAAGACCAUGUCUCAUCGCAGACAAGACCAUCCUCCUGCGGCUGCCGUGCUGGUCGCCCAACCCAGCAGCACUCCCAAUCGAGGGCGAGUUCUUCCAGUGCGGGACCGCCGACCAAUACAUGCAGGGCGCCGGAAGAAAGUCACAGGGCAGCAGUGGCAUGCUUAUUGAGAUCAGCAGGAUCCUCGGCAUCACGAACCGAUAUCUCGCCGCCGGAGGGGUCAAGGGCGACUCGCAUUUCCCCUGGCACACGCUCUCGAAUCUAUCCAAGAUCCGCCAAGAUCUCGACAUCUGGGCGUCGGGCACCGACGACGUCUUCUCCAGCCUCGACACGCUCUUUGGGCAGAAUGACUCGACCGUGCUCGUCCUGAGCAAGCUCAUCUAUCACCUGGUGCACUGCCUCAUCUACCGGCCCUUCCUCCCCAUCGACCUCGCCGAGCUCGCAGGAAACGGCCAGCACCAGUCGUGGCAGAUCGAGGCCACCAACAUGUGCUUCCUGCACGCCAACGCCAUCGCGGAGCUGGUGGAGCUCGGCAAGCAGACGGGAACCAUCGAGUGGCCCGCCUUUGUAGGAUACUGCAUCUGUACCGCCGGCACGGUUCACAUCCACGGCGCACAUUACAGCAAGAACGGGCCCCUGGGGGAGAUGAGUGUCUUUUGCUCCUCUGCCGAGUUCCUGUCGAGGGAGAUGCAGCAGCUCAGCGAGCUGCGGUUUGCAUGGGCCACGGUGCAGCACCAGCGAGAGACGCUCCAGGGCAUCUUCAAUGCGCACUCGGAGCUGGUCAAGAGCCUAGGAAAUAUGCACUACCCGCCUGUGCUCCACCUCGAGGACUUCUUCGACAGAUAUGCCAACAUCGGCGGGCCUGGCGGGCCCAGCUUCAGCUUUGACGCGGCCAACCUCUCUCUGACCGAUGUGACUGUGGACUUGACCGCCGAAGCCGCCUAUGCCGGUCCCGAUUUGUACUCGCCCAGGACGGCUGAACAGGGCCACGAGAGGCCAAACUUGAAGCGGAAGAGCAUGCUCCAGGGCGGCCGGAGGAGGGCCGACUCGAAAGCGCUGGCUCCGCUGGCCAGCAACGUCAACACCGUCAUCCCAACAGGGUUGCCGACGCCAUCCCACCACCAACGACACCACCCUCCCUUCUCCACUACGACAACCACUCCUACUACUAUCAUGAUCCCUACACACCAACAACAAUACCAAACCUCGGCGAUGCUCCACAGCCCGGCAUCGCUUGUCUCGCACCAGGGCCUCUCGGAAGCAAACAUGAACGGUAUGCAGGACUCGGACGAUAUCGCCAACAAGGCUGCCAUAGCUGCUGCUGCUGCUGCCGGCUUCACCAUCCCCUCCCACCACCACCACCCUCCUCCUCAUCCUCACCCUCCAGCACAGGUGCACAACCCCUUCAGCCCCCCUUACACAAACUAUGGCACCGCCCUGCCCACCUCGACCCCCGGCGCACCCUGCGCGAACACGAGCACGAGUUCCUAUGAUCCCAUGUUCGGUGGAGUACCUACUAAUGCCUUCUCAAGCCCCGCUGCCUGGAACGGCGGCAACGACGGCACCACACCCCGACCAACACCGAACCAUGCCGCCUCAGCAGCAGCAGCAGCAGCAGCAGCAGCAGCAGGCAUUGCUUCUGCCACAGGUCCCUCUGGUGCCCAGCAACAGCCACAGCUGGCACACAGUCCCGGUGGGAUGAGCGCCUCGGGCGGCAGCACCGGCACCGGGCCCGGCGAGGAGAAGGAUCCGUUCUUGGCCCUGCUGGAGCAGCUGGCUGAUAGCGAGAACGCGAGGGGUCCUGGCAACGAGUUUGACUUCUUCUUUGCGGGUUCGUCACAAUGA
Molecule: messenger RNA, 2790 nt
Organism: Cryphonectria parasitica EP155
Lineage: Eukaryota; Fungi; Ascomycota; Sordariomycetes; Diaporthales; Cryphonectriaceae
Exons: 7
Coding region: 1-2790 (929 amino acids)
Biological process (GO): regulation of DNA-templated transcription; DNA-templated transcription
Cellular component (GO): nucleus
Molecular function (GO): DNA-binding transcription factor activity, RNA polymerase II-specific; DNA binding; zinc ion binding
Source: RefSeq, a predicted model, not a curated record